AUUGAUAUUUUUUGUCAAACAGUUUAACAUCACAUUGUUCACAAGCCUUUUUAAAGUACCUUCUGCUCCCCUGACAGCUGCGGUCUAUGUAGUAAGUGAGGAGCCCAGAGACUGUAGGAACAAAUCAAACUGUUGAUGACAACUUGUUUUCCUCUUGGUUAAAGGCACAGAUGAGGAGGGGCCAGGCCAACAAUAGCUGACCCAAUAACAUCCAGGGGACCCCAGAGAGGGAGGACAGAGACAGUUCAGCAGCUUUUCACACAAACAACUUCUGCAUCUCAUCUAAAGGAGGUCUGAUUGUCAGCAGGGACAGGAAGGACCAUUAAAUUGCUCCAUGAGGAAAUCGGGGGCCAUGGUGCUGACGGCACUCCAUGUUCAAGUACUGGUCUUUGGUGUUGUUGUUGGAGUAAAGCUACAAUCUCAGGACAGCCAGAUGAAGCCAGCCCAGGUACCUUUGAGACCCCAUUGGCCUUUUGUUGUAAUCUGGAAUGCUCCUACUGAGUCCUGUCACAUUCAAUUCAAGGUGGACCUUGACCUCAGCGCUUUCAAGAUUGUAGCAAACCUUAACGAAACACUCAAUGGACCAAAUAUUACAAUAUUCUACCACAGGCACCUGGGAUACUAUCCAUACUACUCCAACUCAGGGCUCCCCAUCAAUGGUGGAUUGCCGCAGAACCAGAGCAUCUUCAAACACCUCAAUAAGGCCCGGGCCGACAUUGACAAGCUGAUCCCUCAUAAGGAUUUUCGAGGCCUGGGUGUUAUUGACUGGGAGAACUGGAGGCCACUGUGGGUCCGAAAUUGGGGUACCAAGGACAUUUACCGCAACAAAUCCAAAGAGCAAAUCCGGAAACUUCACCCAAACUGGCCAGAGAGCAGGGUGGAGAAGGAGGCAAAGGAAAGUUUUGAGAUGGCUGGGCAGACCUUCAUAAACUUGACUUUGGCCAUGGCUAAAGGUCGCAGGCCGGAUGGGCUGUGGGGCUUUUACCUGUUCCCAGAGUGCUACAAUUAUGAGUACAAACAGCACCCACAGCAGUACACUGGUAAAUGCCCCAAUCUCGAGCACCUAAGAAAUGACCAUCUGAUGUGGCUCUGGAAAGAGAGCACGGCCCUCUACCCAUCCAUCUACCUGGACUACGAGCUCAAGUCCUCCCCCAACACUGUCAAGUUUGUCCACUAUCGAGUCAAGGAAGCCAUGAGGAUUGCAUCAAUUUCCCGUAUGGACUACACAUUGCCCGUGUUUGUCUACGCAAGACCUUUCUAUGCCUACACGUUUGUGGUCCUUUCAGAGGGCGACCUGGUGCACACCAUUGGAGAGAGCGCCGCCUUAGGAGUGUCAGGAGUCGUCCUCUGGGGAUCAUCAGAGUAUGCCCAAUCACAGCGGAACUGCCUAACUCUGAAGAAGUACAUUGAUGGUCCACUGGGACAUUAUGUCAUUAACGUCACCUAUGCCGCCAAGCUGUGCAGCAAACCCUUGUGUAUGAAGAAUGGCAGGUGCAUCCGUAAGAGACUGGACUCAGGCGCUUACCUGCACCUGAACCCACGCUCCUUCCACAUCCACCACAAGCUGGUGCCCAGGGGCCCCCAAUUAUAUGUCAGCGGUCAACUCAACAACCAUGACAUCCUAGACAUGAAGUACAAGUUCACCUGCCAGUGUUAUCAAGGCUGGACAGGUGUUCACUGUGAGAUGCCCCGGGCUAUGCCCCGCCCUCCUCCUCUCAUCUCAGCCCGCCGUCCCUCUGCCUCAUAUCUGUGA
Monopterus albus (swamp eel) is the source of this 1753-nucleotide messenger RNA. It is a transcript of the gene hyal6, whose product is annotated as hyaluronoglucosaminidase 6. Gene Ontology annotation, biological process: carbohydrate metabolic process; hyaluronan catabolic process. Gene Ontology annotation, molecular function: hyalurononglucosaminidase activity. Gene Ontology annotation, cellular component: cytoplasmic vesicle. The record is from RefSeq and is a predicted model, not a curated record. Lineage: Eukaryota; Metazoa; Chordata; Actinopteri; Synbranchiformes; Synbranchidae.